AUGCCGAGGACAGGAACGACCCAUCCGCCAGCGUCUUUUGAUACACCUAAGAAUGUCCGAAUCAUUGAUCGCAGCUUCUCUAUCACCUGUCGGAGUGAAAAGGGACCAUCGUUCUUCGUUGGCAACCUCGACGCCGUUGUCGAGAAGUUGGACGAGUGGAACACUCAGCUCCCGUUCGUCAAACCCUUUUACGGUUCGUCCAUCGAUGAUCCUCUUGUCCAUGAUUAUGGAUUAAAUCUGAUUGCUGAUAACCUCCUCAGCUGUUAA
Messenger RNA from Aspergillus homomorphus CBS 101889, 267 nucleotides. RefSeq lists its product as uncharacterized. The transcript is spliced from 2 exons. Bases 1 to 267 code for a protein of 88 amino acids. The record is from RefSeq and is a predicted model, not a curated record. Lineage: Eukaryota; Fungi; Ascomycota; Eurotiomycetes; Eurotiales; Aspergillaceae.